Molecule: messenger RNA, 486 nt
Organism: Neoarthrinium moseri
Lineage: Eukaryota; Fungi; Ascomycota; Sordariomycetes; Amphisphaeriales; Apiosporaceae
Exons: 1
Coding region: 1-486 (161 amino acids)
Source: RefSeq, a predicted model, not a curated record
AUGGAUCACAACGAGGACGAAAACCCACUCAUGGGUACGGAUUCUGAAAGCGGAGAGCCGCCAUCAUCGGUGUUUAUCCCAUUCUCAACCUUCAAGCCCAGCCAAGCUCCACAAUCACGAUCAAAGUGGCCUUCCCUUUUCCAAAUCGCAUGCUUCGUGGUCAUAACUCUAUCGUGGACAACAUUCCUCGUCUGGUACAGCCACUACAAGGAUACCUCGCCGUUUGCUCUUAUUGAAAGGGGACACUGUGGUUGGUCGAUAGAAGAAGCGAAAGCCAAUGGAUGUGUUUACGAUAUCAUGAUGUCCUCGUGGAUUCCAAAGCCCUGCUAUGAUGAAGAAUUAUCCAACAGCUUCCUGAGGGCCAACAACUUUACUUAUUGGAGGAAAAAUGAUGGAGUUGAGGAGGUUCCAGAGGAAGAGGUUCGAAGAGGAGAAUUCGAUAUCCUUUUCACGCACGGCACGUAUCACUCUCAGCAUUGCAUGUAA